Messenger RNA from Uncinocarpus reesii 1704, 309 nucleotides. RefSeq lists its product as uncharacterized. NCBI's taxonomy places the organism in Eukaryota, Fungi, Ascomycota, Eurotiomycetes, Onygenales, Onygenaceae. The record is from RefSeq and is a predicted model, not a curated record. The coding region runs from base 1 to 309 and encodes 102 amino acids. The transcript has 3 exons.
AUGGAGAAACACCCUCUGCCUGAUCUGCGUCAGCACGAGUACACCACCAUCAUUGCGACUCUCGCCCUCCUCCCCGCUGCGCUCGCCGCAGUCAUGGAUAACCACAUGCCUGGCCCUGCUCUCGAGGAGAGAGCCUGCGUCCCAAGCAAGUGCCGAUGCAUCGGAGGCCAGGGCCAGUUCUGCGGCAACGAGAAAAUCAACAGGGACUGCAAGAACGGUCACGUUUACGAGUGCAACCGCAAGACCGGCAGGACCUGCGACUAUGGAAUCAGAACCUCCUGCAAGAAGUGCAACAAGCUCAAGUGCUAA